AUGUUGCUGGCAAUUGAUGAAUCCAGGUCAUGGUUUGACAAGAAAUUUCUAGAAUCUGCAGAAGAAUUGGACAAGUUAAGAAACGAUGGGGAUUUGAUGUUCCAGCUAGUGUCAAUGGUUGAGAUUGACAGGAUGAAGCUGGUGCAGACCAGAGCCAUUCUCAACUACACUGCCAGCAAAUACAACCUUUAUGGGAAAGACACAAAGGAGAGAGCCCUGAUUGAUAUGUAUAUAGAAGGUAUGGCAGAUUUGAAUGAAAUGAUCCUUCUUCUGCCCAUAUGUCAACCUGAGGAAAAAGAUGUCAAACUUGCCUUGAUCAAAGGGAGAAUGAAAACUUGCUACUUCCCUACCUUUGAGAAAGCCCUGAAAACCAGAAUCAGCAACCUCCCCACAGUGAAGAAGUUUCUGCAGCCUGGCAGCUAGAGGAGGCCUCCCAUAGAUGUGAAAGCUUUAGAAGAAGCAAGGAAGACUUUCAAGGUUUGACAAAGAAGCCAUCGAGGCCAAGCACAUGC
Molecule: messenger RNA, 512 nt
Organism: Symphalangus syndactylus (siamang)
Lineage: Eukaryota; Metazoa; Chordata; Mammalia; Primates; Hylobatidae
Product: glutathione S-transferase A1-like
Biological process (GO): xenobiotic metabolic process; glutathione metabolic process
Cellular component (GO): cytosol; extracellular exosome
Molecular function (GO): glutathione transferase activity
Source: RefSeq, a predicted model, not a curated record